GCCAGCAGAGGGCGGGGCCUGCCCAUAGGACACUCCCCAACAACAGGGCAGGUCUACGGGUAUGUCUACACCACCCACCGGUAGUCUGGAUGCGAUAAAUCGACCCCCAAGCGCUCUCCCGUCGACUUCUGUACUCCACCGCUGCGAGAGGUGCAAGUGGAGUCGACGGGGGAGCAGCAACAGUCGACUCACCACAGUGAAGACACCACAGUAAGUCGAUCUAAGUAAGUCGACUUCAGCUACAGUUAUUCACAUAACUAAAGCUGCUUAACUUAGAUCAAUCCCCCCUUCCCCCCAGUGUAAACCAGGGCUACACUACACCCCUCCGCAGUGUAGACCCUGCAGUAACUCGACCUAAGCUACGUCAGCACUAGCUACGGUAUUCACACAGCUGGAGUGGCGCAGCGUAGGUCGAUUUACCGCGGCAGUGUAGACAUCCCAGACGGUCCAGCGCUUCCUCCCUCAUCGCUGAACCGAGCAAUAAGCGUUUGACCAACGCGGCUGGCAGCUCCCCCGGCGCACGCGGGGCUCGGGCCGCCAGCGCAGCAGUGGCGCGGCAAGGCCCCUGGACGCAGGCAGUGUCCAGCCAUGUAUGGCCGCUGGGCGCCCGGCUGGGCUCGAGGCGCUACCGCGCCGCGGUGCCAGGGGGGCGAAGCUGGCCGUGCCCAAACGAGCGUCCCCCCGCCGGGCCCUAGGACGGCAGCCAUCUCGGGGUCUCGUUCGCGGGGCAGAGCUCAUCAGUGCUCGCUCCCGCUGGCCAGGGGCGGCCGCAGGUGCCCUGACCGGGGCGAGAGGCGACUCGAAAGGCGCAGCUCAGGCGGCCUGACUGACUCCCCCCUCCCCGCCCGAUGACGUGUUUGCGUCUCUGCACAGCACAAGAGUCGCUGUUCGUAAGGCAGCGCAACUCGAUCACGCGACGCCUCCACUCUGAGCGUCGUACGCCUCAACGGCGGUGGGAGAGAGAAAAGAUUGCGCGCGCCCUCUCUCUGCGCAUGCACCAUCAGGGCACGGGCAGGGAGCGCCGGCUGCGCCGGAAGGGUGGAGGUUAAUGGCUCUUAUCGUCAUCGAUUAUGCGCCCCAGAUCCAACCAAGCCCCUGCCUCGCCCACUGCGACGGCGCAUGCGCAUGUUGGGGGAAGGCGGGCGGAAGAAGGUGGCCCCGGUCACCCGAGCUGGUGACGUUUGUUUGUUGUUAGUGGCUCCGCGGGUGCGGAACUGUCCCCUUCCUCGCGCGCAGGCGCAGUGCUCUGCCGUUCCUCACUGGCCCGAGCGGAGGCGGCCUCGGUUCGCGAGCGGAGCGCUGGCUGCUCCCCCUCCUCGGCGGCCCCAUGGCGGUGAACUACAGCGCGAAGGAGGAGGCGGACGGGCAUACGUCGGGAGUGGGGGCCGCGGGCGGCGGGGCCGCCGGCGGGGCGGGGAAGAGCCGCAAGCCGGAUAACACGGCAUUCAAGCAGCAGCGGCUGCCGGCCUGGCAGCCCAUCCUGACCGCGGGCACCGUGCUGCCCGCCUUCUUCAUCAUCGGCCUCAUCUUCAUCCCCAUCGGCAUCGGCAUCUUCGUCACCUCCAACAACAUCCGCGAGUACGAGAUUGAUUACACAGGAACUGACUCUUCUAGUCCCUGCAAUAAAUGUUUGAACGUGUCCUGGAAUAGCACACCACCUUGUACUUGCACCAUUGACUUUAUACUGGAUCAUCCCUUUGAGACCAAUGUGUUUAUGUAUUAUGGACUGUCCAACUUCUAUCAAAACCAUCGUCGUUAUGUGAAGUCUCGGGAUGACAGCCAACUAAAUGGCGAUAAUAGUUCUUUAUUUAAUCCCAGUAAGGAGUGUGAGCCUUACCGCACGAGUGAGGGUAAACCCAUUGCUCCUUGUGGAGCUAUUGCCAACAGUAUGUUUAAUGAUACAUUGGCAUUGUUUCAUGUUAUUAAUGAAACAAGGAUCCCUAUUACUUUGAAUAAAAAAGGUAUUGCUUGGUGGACAGAUAAAAACGUUAAAUUCAGGAAUCCUUCUGGAAAUGCAAAUAAUUUGACAGCACUUUUCCAAGGCACAACAAAGCCUGUGAACUGGCCCAAACCAGUGUAUAUGCUGGAUUCAGAAUCAGACAACAAUGGGUUCAUUAAUGAAGACUUUAUUGUGUGGAUGCGUACUGCAGCAUUGCCUACAUUUCGUAAACUAUAUCGCUUGAUUGAGAGAAAGAAUAACUUGCAGCCUACCUUACAAGCUGGAAAGUACUCUUUGGAGAUCACAUACAAUUACCCUGUGUACAGUUUCGAUGGACGGAAGCGGAUGAUCCUGAGCACCAUAUCGUGGAUGGGAGGCAAAAAUCCAUUUCUCGGAAUUGCUUACAUCACUGUGGGAUCCAUAUGCUUCUUUCUAGGAGUUGUGCUGCUAGUCAUUCAUCACAAAUAUGGAAAUCGAAACAAUAGUGCGGACAUUCCCAAUUAAUUUUGCAUUCUGAAAACAAAUGUACUGCAUGUGCAUCAAGGCCAGUCCAGAGUGGACCCAGUUUUUGAUAGCUUAAUCUGCUCAUAUUGCUUCUGAAGCUGGGUGCAAAACUCUCUCUAAAGCCUUUCUUCCCCUUGCUGUGGAUUGACUUUUGAAAAUGACGGGUAUUUAAUUAGCUCUACUGAUUGUAUCUAUGCUAAUUGCAUAAAUGGUUUUCUGACGUUUGCCUCUUCCUAGGCAGGCUAUAUGAUGCAUAUAGCCCCUAUUCCCUUAAUGCAUCUGCUGCUUGUUUCUGUGCUAUGUAAUAUAUCCAUAUGAUACUGUAUGUAUAGGUUGUGUGGAGAAAGGAGACUGUUUUAGGAUAUAGUAUAACUUGUUAACCAUUCACAAUGUCAGUGCUAUUGAAAGGAAAAAUAAGUCUUUAGUGUUUGUUCAUGUCACUGUAUUGUGUGCAUAGGCUUUAUGUUCUUUGCUGAGAUGUUUAAUAUAUUAAAGUUAUAAAAUAUUUCCUUUGUCAAGUGUAAGUGUGUUACACAUUAAAUCUUCAUAAAGUGCUGUUAUAAAUUCACAUAACUCUGUAUUUUAGAUAUCAGAUAUGCCUGGCAUGGGAACUAACAUCCACUGAAAAUGUCAGGAGAUGUGUCAACUGACUGUAUGGGUGAAUUUCCAAGUCUAGUUUCAACUUGAAAACAGUUGUUGAGAUAAAAAAGCAACUUCGUUCUGAAUAUUUCUUUUGCUUGAAGUCAUAUUUAGAACAGUUUACCCAUUGUACUUGUGAUCUUGCUCUUCAUGAGCAGCUUGAAGGUAUUAAUCAAGAAAAAAUGAAGGAGUUCUUUCCAAUCAUAAAUCUGGGUGGAAUAACUAUCUUGCCGGUGGAGGAACUUCCUUGUUCUGCUCUCGAUAGAAACAGGGUUUAGAUGUUCAGAGCAGGCUUUGUUAUAGUAAAUCUAAUGUAAUAUUUGGUUCCCUCAUUAUUUGGAAAAAAUAAAACUGAAAUUUAAUUUUGAAGGUAAGUGUUCAAAUCCUAAACUGAAAGAAUUCAUAGUUCUUGAAAUGACUCCCUUUUCUUUCUACAUAGAUUGAGCUUGCCAUGAAAGUCAUUUAAAUGUCUGUUACAGGUAGUGUACGCUAUUCCCUCUAAUCUCAAUAUUAAAACCAGUUUCACUUUUUUUGGUUCAUUCAAAGCUAACUGUAAAUUGUAAGCUACUGCAUUCUAGUAAUUUUAGAUAAUGCACAUUAUACAUUUAAAUGGCAGAGGUUACUUUACAUGUAACUGGCUUGAUAAAGUAUCUGAAUAUUCAAUAUUGAAUAAAUGCUGCAAAUUAUUUAUGUUGAAACUUUUGUCCUUAAACUUUUUUUUGCCUGGAUUAAUAUGUAUUGUAUUCUGCUGAAUCAGAUGUACAGUUUCAAUGCAGUUUAGCCACGUUUUAGUAUUUCUGAAAUCAUAUACACUUGUGGCAAAAAAACUUUGUUCAUGUUUUAGUAGCUUAACUUUUAGUCAGUUUCUGAAAUAUACUGUAUUAGUAUAUCAGUUUGAGGAGAUCUCUGACCAUUUUUUACUGAAUUGCUUGUUUCCUUGUGUAGUAUUUCAAGUUAGCAGUGAAAAUAGUUCCUUUGUAUACCAUGUGAAAUGAGGUUAAACUAAUGAUUUAGAUAGUUUGUUCACUGAUAACAUACCAACUAACAUUUAUUUUAUGUACUUGACUGCACCAUAGAAUGUGGCAGUGCAACACAUGAUGAUUUUAUGUCCAAAAGAACAGUUUACUAUUUUUUGAAAGAGUUGGUUUCAUAAAUGUCAUUGUCAUUACAGAAUUGGGGCAUACAACUUUGAUUAAUAUCUCCACACAGCAUAAUAGAAAAGCUGCACAAAAGAUGUUAGGUUAAAAAAAUAACUUUCAACUAUAGAGUAGUUGCUAGAUCUUAUUCAUUGAACUAGUAAGGGCACUUCUCUCAAUUGCUGGUUAUUUAAAUAUUUUGAUUUUUAUAAAUGUGUUUUUUUUGGCUGGUAUUUGUCAACUCAAUAAAGGUAAACUGAAUAUA
This is a messenger RNA of Chelonia mydas (Green sea turtle), 4483 nucleotides long. RefSeq names its product transmembrane protein 30A (gene CDC50A). The transcript is spliced from 7 exons. Gene Ontology annotation, cellular component: Golgi apparatus; plasma membrane; endoplasmic reticulum. Bases 1328 to 2443 code for a protein of 371 amino acids. Gene Ontology annotation, biological process: phospholipid translocation. Lineage: Eukaryota; Metazoa; Chordata; Testudines; Cheloniidae. The record is from RefSeq and is a predicted model, not a curated record.